Molecule: messenger RNA, 2998 nt
Organism: Acanthopagrus latus (yellowfin seabream)
Lineage: Eukaryota; Metazoa; Chordata; Actinopteri; Spariformes; Sparidae
Gene: morn4
Product: MORN repeat containing 4
Exons: 6
Coding region: 1084-1524 (146 amino acids)
Source: RefSeq, a predicted model, not a curated record
UUUCGCCACCACAUAUCUAAAGUGCACGGUUUGGAUUCACGAACGGCACAAAAAAAACAACAGAGGACCUCGAAUAAUAAUGAAGCAUCUGCACAAAAUGCAACGCUGAGCCAACUGCUCGGGCAGAAGAAGGAAACAGUUGAGGACAAAAAGUCGCACGGAGAUGCCCCGACUGGGUCCAGUAAUAGAUGGUUAUUUACACCGAUAAUGGCCACACAGAGGCGAAAUUCAACGUGCAAAAUUACCGAGCUGUGGAGACUCAACACUGACUCAAGGAUACUCAUCAACUUCUGCAGGUGCACAAUGGAGAGUAUCCUGACGGGCUGCAUCAAGCCUGGUGUUGCAGUUGCACCACCCUCAACCACAAGAACUGCUCAGCACCUAAACAGCUCAAAGUUGCCACCCUUGGAGGAACUUUACUCCAAGCAGUGUUGGAAGAAGGCCAAGAGGAUCAUCAAACACCCGAAACACAAACUGUUCUGCUUGCUGCCGACUGGCAGACGGUACCGCACCACCGGGCUCAGAGACAGCUUCAUCCCACAGGCCAUAAGGCCUCUGAACUCUUGAGCUCUCAAGCUCAUUACUGCACUGUUACUGCAUCAUGUUGACUCACCUGUAUACCUCAUUAUGUAAUGCUUACUAUGUUUAUACCUGCAAAUAUCACAGUACACAUAUAUUUCAUUAUUUUACCACUGUCUACAAGCUAUGAAACCAUCAGUAUAUAUUAUAUACUUACACCAACGAUAUCCUGUCCAUAGCUGUCUCUCAAUAAUCUUUAAUAUUUUGAAUAUCAUUUUUUGUGAUUGAGGAAUGCAUUUUAUGAAUAUUUCCUUCACUGUCUCCAAGCUGUAGCACCCAAGGCCAAUCAGAGAAAGUUUUCAAUGGGAGCCAACCGCAGCGAUGCAAUGAAACAGCGCGGCGGUCAGGCUGCAAUGAUGCUGGUGUGAUGCUGCCUUCAUGCGCUGUGGGAAUUAGUGCAAUCCUGAGAUGAGGCGCGAUUGAAUGUCUGCGUGAAGCCAAGAGGAAACGUCACCACGGUUGGCAAGAGCAAAUUCGUUUCUUCAAGGAUUCCUACGGGGUGACAUGACUCUGACCAGAGGAUCUUUCACCUACGCCAGCGGGGAAGAGUACCACGGCGAGUGGAAGGAAGGUCGGAGGCACGGCGUCGGCCAGCUCAAGUUUCAGGAUGGCACCUGCUACGCCGGCCAAUUUGAGAAUGGACUCUUCCACGGCUCUGGAGUGCUGUUCUUCACGGAUGGAUCCAGGUAUGAGGGGGAAUUUGCGCACGGAAAGUUCCAAGGCACGGGCAUCUUCAGUCGGUAUGAUGGCAUGAGGUUUGAAGGAGAGUUCAAAGAUGGACGUGUCGAGGGAUAUGGGCUAUUGACGUUCCCAGAUGGAGCUCACGGUGUCCCACGAAACGAGGGCUUUUUCCAAAACCACAAGCUGCAAAAGCGAGAGAAGUGUCCGGGAGUGGUGCAGCGAGCGCAGGCUUCGGCCUCCGGCGCUCGCAGCCUGGCCCUUUGACCGCCACGGACCCUGGAGGAGACACGGUGAGGGUUCCAGGACCUUCCAGGAGGACCUCAGGGAUGUGUACUCGUAUACGCCCCUCCAGCUCUUCUCUCUUUUUCACCAUCAAUCUUUUUCUUUUUUUCUUUUCUUUUUUUUUUUUUUAAUGCAUCUUCUUUGAAUUGCCUUCACAGUGGCAUGGGAUGCACAUGCAAUUUGACCAAACAAUGGCUCUCUGUGUGACUGACUUGAAAUGCACAACACCAACAAGAGGCACACCUUUAACUUUCACGAGUCAUGCAAACACCAAAUGCUGCUGGUUUUUUUCUCCCUCUUGAUCUGAUUCUUGUACUCAUAAACAGUGUCUUAGUGUUUAUCUCUAGAAUAGUUAGCUCCUCUUACCAGUGUUGUUGCACAUGUGGUACUCUACAGAGGUUUCUCUUCCUCCCUCAAUAGGAGGAGGUGUAAAGUAAGACUGUAUGCCGAAACUUUAGCCACUAAUGAGAUAAAUUCACCUUUUAAAAAAAAUGCUGCAAUCCAUCACAUCACAGUGAAACCUAGAGGAACCACGUGGAGUUUCUGACCACUGGUGGCGCUAUGGAGCAGCUCUCUCACAAGCGUUGAGGUACAAGGAUGCAUGUGGGCAACACGUUCUGGUUUUGCCGAUGAACAGUUUGAGGUGGGAACGUACAGAGACACAGCGAUGCUCCCGCAAAGCCAGCGAGGAAGAAGCACGCAAGCUCGAAAACGCGGAUCCAAAGAAUGCACGACGUAAAAUAAUCCAAAAGGAAUUGGCUUUUCAAAUGUUUCGUGAGGAAGGAAAUGCACCCAACGCGAUUGUCAGGCCUCAAAGAUGCACACAGUGAAUGUAAACAAGUUCUGUUAGUUUGUUUAAAAAAAAAAAGAAAAAAAGGGAAAAAACUCCGCAGGGCACCUUUAAUUUUCCUGUCAUCUCAAUUAUCAGUGCUGCUGCAAAACCUCAUCUUUCAAGGAACACAUUUUGUCACUAGUGUUUCUCCUUUUAGAGGAUCAGUAUUCACAUUUGCCUUAAAGACAUUUGGGCACAAGAGUGCAGUUCAAGGGUGUCCAUCAGAAAAAUUAGAUCAUGCACAGUGCCCUCUCCGCCCCUUCCCCUCUGCAUCACUCGCCCUAAGGUGUCUGUCAUCCUAAUGAUCAAAAUGAAUUUGAGGCCUGUUUGAAGACCGCCUCGACUCCGGGAGACACGUUAAGCUGUCGCUGAGUUCCAGCUUCCAUCACUCACAAGUCCAGCAGCUCUCCCCUCUGUGACAAAACCUCCUUCUCCCAGUGGAAAUCAUGGGAGAGGAGAUUUAAACUCAGCUGGAUAAUUCUCCCUUUUUUUUCCCUGCUGUAUAGCCUGAUAGACUUGGGUGACUGGACAUCUGAAAAUAUGAUAACUAAAUGCAUCAAAUUAGGGAUGUAGAUCUUAACCGAGGCAGCUGAAUGAAAGAGUUUAUAAAUCGGAUAUAUUUAA